GUACAAUGAAAGGCAAUGAAAAUCAGAGUAUUUAAAAGGGCUUCACACUCUGCAAAGCCGCACCAGGGAGCUAAAAGCAGAGCUAUGGCGCCUCUACCGCUAAGAUUGUAUGUCCCCCUGCAACUGCUGAUGAUCAUGCUUAUUGGAUCCGCCGGCGCCGCCCGAUUCCGCGGCGGAGGGGACAGCGAAACCGUGUCGUCGUCACAGAGAGAGUUCGAUUUCUUCAAGCUCUCUCUCCUAUGGCCUGGCACCCAAUGCCGGAACACUCGCCACUGCUGCUCAUCCAAUGCCUGCUGCCGUUCCAGCUCGCCAACCGAAUUCACAAUCCAUGGACUAUGGGCUGAUUACAAUGAUGGAACUUGGCCAGCAUGUUGUGAAGGUCCCCAAUUCAAUGAAAGCGAGAUCUCAACUCUGAUGGGUGACUUGACAAAGUACUGGCCAACUUAUCAGUGUGGUAGCUCAUCAACUUGCCAUCGCAGCAAAGGACCAUUUUGGGCGCAUGAGUGGGAGAAACACGGAACAUGUUCCACUCCCGUUGUCCGGAAUGAAUACGAAUACUUCAUGACAACACUGAAUGUCUUCUUCAAAUAUAAUGUUACGGAUGUAUUGCACAAAGAGGGAUAUGUACCUUCAAAUUCUGAAAAGUAUCCCUUAGGAGGCAUCAUUUCAGCCAUUCAAAAUGCUUUCCACGCAACCCCGGAAUUGGCAUGUUCUGGUGGUGCUAUUGAUGAACUCAGACUAUGCUUCUUUAAGAACUUUGAGCCACGUGAUUGUGCAACACAAUCCAGUCUUACGAACCUAGAAGAUUCAUCGUGUCCCAAGUAUGUGAGCUUACCUGAACACACAUCGCCGCGGCAAAAGAAGAAUGGAGAGGGCGGAGCUUUUCUAUCUGCAAACUAGAUGAUGGGUGGUUUGCUGAUGCUAUUUGAAAUAAAGGAUCUCAUUGGUGAUUUAUUGUUUUACAAAUAUAUUCAUAUCGUGUACCACAAAAGGGCAAAAGAGUAAGUCAAGGAAAUGUUGACAAGCUCUCAUUGUAUCCAAAACCAAUACUCCAUCUGUAUCGUUUAGUUGAUUGGUUUAAUUAAUGUAUUUAUGGAUGCAUAAAUUCCUUUUUUUUAAAUGUGAACUUCUUGCUAUUGAAUUUUAGCAAAACUUGAAUCUU
Cuscuta campestris is the source of this 1162-nucleotide messenger RNA. Lineage: Eukaryota; Viridiplantae; Streptophyta; Magnoliopsida; Solanales; Convolvulaceae. The record is from the annotation of a GenBank genome assembly.